Molecule: messenger RNA, 2379 nt
Organism: Truncatella angustata
Lineage: Eukaryota; Fungi; Ascomycota; Sordariomycetes; Amphisphaeriales; Sporocadaceae
Product: small oligopeptide transporter-like protein
Exons: 7
Coding region: 1-2379 (792 amino acids)
Biological process (GO): transmembrane transport
Molecular function (GO): oligopeptide transmembrane transporter activity
Source: RefSeq, a predicted model, not a curated record
AUGGCUGCUGAGAUAGAGCAAGCCUCCCCCGACAACUCGAGUGACGACCGGAUCCCACAGUCUACUCGCGACAAUGAGACAAAGGAUGGGAAGGACACCAUUGAACCCUAUGUAGCCGAUUUGGAAGGCGAAGGAUACGAGGCCGAGAAGCAGAAACUCGUCGAGAAGGCCGAGGCUGUCGAACUCAUACCCAAUGAAGCUUUCAAUUGGAACGUUGAUGGUGACCAGUCACCUUUCCCCGAAGUAGCUGCCUGUGUGCCCAACACGGAUGAUCCCAGCAUCCCUUGCAACACAUUCCGAGCCUGGGUACUUACCACGGUCUUUGUCAUUAUCUUCGCUGGUGCCAACCAGUUCUUUGGUUUGCGAUACCCAUCUUUGACCAUAGGAUACGUCGUCGCGCAACUGCUGGUUUUCCCUAUUGGAAGAGCUUGGGAGAAACUCCCUCGAUGGCGCCUACCCCUGGGUCCGUUGUCCUUCGACUUCAACCCAGGACCAUUUUCGAUCAAGGAGCAUGCGUUGAUCGUCAUUUGCGUCAACAUUAGUUCAAGUAUUGCUUACGCCUCAGGCGCUCUCGUAGCCAUCAUCAGUCCUAUAUAUUGGAAUCAAGACAAUGGCGCGGGAUUCUCCUUCUUGUUCCUUUUGACGACGCAAAUGCUUGGCUUUGGUCUCGCAGGCCUUGCUCGUCGAUGGUUGGUCUACCCUGCUGCCUUGAUUUGGCCGUCGACAUUGGCAUCGACGGUACUCUUUCGCGCUUUGCACGAACCUCAGGAACACGUCUCAUCCAAUGGCUGGACCAUAUCGCGAUACCGCUUCUUCUCAUACUUCACCAUCUUCGCGUUUGUCAUAUUCUGGUUCCCCGACUAUCUCUGGACUAGUCUCAGCACUUUUGCAUUCAUCACCUGGAUCGUGCCACAUAACCAAAAAGUCAACACCAUCUUUGGUAUGAACUCAGGGCUCGGCCUACUGCCCAUUAGUUUCGACUGGACUCAAAUCGUCUAUGCGGGCACGCCUCUGACAACGCCUUUUUAUAUUACCUGCAACGCCUUUGCCGUUGUUCUGAUAUUCUAUUUGUUCCUGUCGCCGAUCCUGUAUUAUAACAAUGUCUGGUACAGCGCUUACUUGCCACUUCUGUCUUCAGGCACAUUCGACAACACCGGCUCAUCUUACAACAUUUCCCGUGUCGUCGACAAGAAUCUCAACUUCGUCCUAAGCAAAUAUGAAGAGUACUCCCCCAUGUACAUAUCCAUGUCAUACUCUCUCUCGUAUGCUCUGUCAUUCGCUGCGGUCACUGCCAUGGUUUUUCACACCUACCUAUACAACGGAAAGGAGAUAUGGGCAAAGUUCAAAAAUUCACGUUCCGGAGGCGAGGAUAUUCAUAAGCGGCUAAUGAACCACUAUAAAGAAGUACCAGACUGGUGGUAUGGGGUUCUCACAGUCGUUGUUCUUGGCCUCGGUAUCUUCACUGUCCGCUACUGGGAAUCGGGCCUACCAGUAUGGGGUUUCAUUGUCGUCUGCUUCGGUAUGGGAGUCCUCCUGAUCGUGCCCGAGGGAAUUCUGGAAGGAACCACAAAUCAGCGAAUUUUCCUCAACAUCAUUACUGAACUGAUCGCCGGAUACGCGUGGCCCGGCAAGCCGAUCGCCAACAUGAUGGUGAAAUGUUACGGAUACAACUCGGUCAAGCACGGCAUGGACUUUGCGCAGGACUUGAAGCUCGGUCAGUACAUGAAGAUUCCUCCUCGAGUCCUCUUUGCGGGUCAAAUCUACGCAUCCGUUCUAGCCACUGCCACGCAAACCGGCGUGCUUCGAUGGAUGAUCGGCCAUAUUCCAAAUCUCUGUAGUUCGAAGAACACGCAGCGAUUCACAUGUGCCGGUGCCAAGGUGGUGUACAACGCUUCACUUAUCUGGGGCAGCAUCGGGCCCCAGCGCAUGUUCCAAGCUGGACAGGUGUACAACAGCAUCAUGUACUUUUUCCUGAUUGGUCCUGUGGUGACGGUCAUCGUCUACGGCUUCUACCGCAAGUACCCGAACAGCUGGGUACGAUACAUCAACGUGCCGAUCUUCUUCAACGCUGCCGGCAACAUCCCUCCAGCCAACACGACACAAUACUCCUUGUGGUUCAUCUUCGGUUUUCUAUUCAACUACCUCAUCCGUAAGCGUGCCUUUGCGUGGUGGAAGCGCUACAACUAUCUUCUCCAGGCUGCAAUGGAUACCGGCACUGCUCUCGCUACCGUGAUCAUCUUCUUCGCUCUGAGCUAUAACAACAUCAAACUGAGCUGGUGGGGGAAUAAUGUUGGAUCUAAUACCGAUGACUCGAAUUCAGUGCCAUAUUUGACCGUUCCUAGUGGUUCUCAUUUCGGAAAAGGUCCAGGGCAGUUCUAA